AUGCUGGGAAUUCCUUACAUUCGUGAAAUCACAGGUUCAGGCCUUUCUCCUCCACCGCCCUCCAUAUCAGUGCUCAUCAAUGAUAGUAUUGAGAAUCUUCCUGCUUUUCUACACCGUGGAGUCUUGUACGCAGAAAUGAGUUGCUGGGGGCUGGCAGUUGCUGACUUUGAAAGCAUACAUAAAUUACCAGAAGCAGUGAAGGAUAUGUCUCGAGCCAUCCACCUCCAGCCAGAUGGAAUCCAGUUGUAUAUAAUGAGAGGACGCUAUCUACUUGAGAUGAAGCGGUAUGAUCUUGCAAAGUCCACUAUUUUCCAAGUAGCACAAAUGAACAAAGGUUCCUUUGAGUUGUCUCCUAUUCAGCAAUCAUUGGUUUUUUCAUUUUGUAAUCAUCACAAAGAAGCUAUAAAAAUCUUAUUUACAGUUACAUUGUGUAGGCCAGAGCCUGCCAUGUACAUACUAUUGGGAAAAGCCCAAAUGAAGGCCAGAAAAAUAAAGAAUGCUGUGAUAACUUUUAAAAGGGCUUUGGACUCAAUAACUUCAGACAAGACGUCAAAGGGAUCAUUUCUGCCUGCAGAAUGUCACUAUUACUUAGGUCUUUGCUACAUGGAAGAAGAGAAUUUCCAAUUGACUUAUAAGCUUGCAAUUACAGAUUUAAACAUAGCUAUCUCUAUGGACAAAGCCUGUUUUCUAGCAUUUUAUAACAGAGCAAUAUGCUACAACAAAAUAAAGGAAUUUCAUAUGGCGUUAAAGGAUUAUGGAAUUGUUCUUCUUCUCAACGUGGGAGAUGACAUAAAGGCAAAAACUUUAAUUAAUCGUGGCCUGAUCUACUCAGAACUAAAAAUGGUUGCCAAUGCAUUAGAGGAUUUUAGGGAAGCAAUGCAGAUAAAUACAAAUGAUGCUAACCUGUUUCAAGCUGCUGGAAUUUGCUAUCACAGAAUGGGCGAGUUUGAAGAAGCUGUGUGUUCCUUUACUCGUGUCAUUGAACUCGAUCCUUUUUCUCUGGAUGCAUAUGUUGGUCGGGGAAAUUCUUACAUGGAAUAUGGUCAUGAAGUAGCCGAUAAACAAGCACAAAAGGACUUUAUAAAAGCCUUACACUUCAAUCCAACAUACUCGAAAGCCAGAAUUAGCUUUGGAUAUAAUUUACAGGCUCUAGGGAAAUUCCAAAAAGCUUGGAAUCACUUUACCAUCUGUGUGCAACUUGACCCAGGAAACUACCAGGCAUAUGAAGGAAGAGGAAUAGUGUGUCUUCAGAUGGGAGAUAAUUUUGCUGCUAUUCAAGAUAUAAAUUCUGCUCUAAAGAUCACUACUUCUGCAGAAUUUUUAACAAAUCGUGGUGUGAUUCAUGAAUUUAUGGGUGAACGGCAUAUUGCUAUGAAGGACUAUCAGGCUGCACUUUCUGUAAACCCUAAGUAUUCUCUGGCUUACUUUAAUGCAGGAAAUAUCUAUUUACACCACAGGCAAUUCACCCAGGCCAAUGACUUCUACUCCAAGGCAUUGCAAUUUGACCCACUAAAUGAUUCUGCAGUCUUGAAUCGAGCUAUCACAAAUAUAAUAUUACAGAAAUUUGAAGAAGCAAAAGAAGAUUUUGUAAAAGCAGUUAACCUCUCUCCUUUUUGGGCUGCAGUAUAUUAUAACAAGGCACACUUAUACUACAGUUUACAACAAUAUGAGACAGCUGAAGAAGAUCUCAGUACAGCCUUGUCAUUACAACCUAAUGAUCAUCUCGCAUAUAAACUCAGAGCAGAUGUUCGUGGAAAAAUGGGUUUGAUUGAAGAAGCUCUGAAGGACUAUAACCAAUCUCUCGACCUUCAAGAAUUUGCUAAGGCUUAG
Molecule: messenger RNA, 1830 nt
Organism: Trichosurus vulpecula (common brushtail)
Lineage: Eukaryota; Metazoa; Chordata; Mammalia; Diprotodontia; Phalangeridae
Gene: TTC6
Product: tetratricopeptide repeat domain 6
Exons: 14
Coding region: 1-1830 (609 amino acids)
Molecular function (GO): protein binding
Source: RefSeq, a predicted model, not a curated record